UCUAGGAAAAAAGGCAUUGCACAGGCUUGGAUGUGAAGUGAUGGAAAUUAUUUCCGUGAAUUAGUUACCCAGAUUAAAAUGUCACAAACCAAAUAGAAUAACCAGUAAAAUGUUAAAAAGGGCAUUUUGUACCCUGUCUAUUUCAAAAAACAGUUUUGCGAAAGGAAGCUUUGGAUACGACUUUAGUAUAAUCCACUUCAAGAGCUUAUCAACUACAACUAGAUGUUUCCAAGAAUUUACCCAAAGUAGUGUGGAUACUUUAGAUAUUGAUGGAUCAAAACAUUUACCAAAACAAAGAUCAUUACCAAUUAUUACAUCACGAAAAUUAGACUUUGUGAGUCAGUAUUCACAACCAAAACAAGCUUGGCUAGAAUCACUUGAAACUGUUGAGGAAAAUAACAUCGGCUUAAUAGAUCUUCACCCAGAUGUCUUUGGAGCUUUCCCAAGGAUAGAUUUAAUUCACCAAAAUAUUCAAUGGCAAAGGUUGUAUAAGAAAAUAUCUUAUGAAACCCUUCAAACCCGUGCAGAAAAAAGGGGUGGUGGUAGAAAGCCAUGGCCUCAGAAAGGCAUGGGUAGAGCAAGACAUGGUAGUAUAAGAUCACCAUUAUGGAAAGGAGGUGGAAAAGCAUUUGGACCAAGAGGACCACAGAGUUAUUUUUAUAUGUUAUCGAAUAAUCUACGUGUAGGUGGAUUGUGUUCUACUUUAUCAAUAAAAUUCGCUCAGAAUAAUCUCCAUAUUGUAGAUUCACUAGAAAUUCCUACAGAUGAUCCAGAGUACAUGGAAGAUUUAAUUGAUACAAGAUUUUGGGGAUUUUCUGUAUUAUUUGUAGAUGAUACUGAUAUUAUGCCUCGAAAUAUUUCCUUAGCUGUACAAGAUUUACCUAGUUUUAAUCUUAUGCCGACAUAUGGUUUAAAUGUGUACAGUAUGUUAAAGCAUGAAACAUUAGUGUUGACAUUAGCAGCUGUAGAAAAAUUAGAAGAAAAACUUUUAUAUCAAUUACAUAGAACAGAGAGACAAGCAAAGUUUCGUUUACAUCAGUAAGAUAAUAUAAUUGAAACAUGGACAUAAUGAGUGUAGAAAUAGCUUUCAGCACCUGCAUAAGAGGAGAUGUGUAAUUAAGAUUUAUGCGGUAUCACAUGUAAUUAGAUUUGUGCGAUAUCGGUUGUGUACAUCAUAAAUUUGAUUAAAAUCAUUUUUUAUUAAA
Messenger RNA from Patella vulgata (common limpet), 1205 nucleotides. Its product is annotated as 39S ribosomal protein L4, mitochondrial. The coding region runs from base 110 to 1042 and encodes 310 amino acids. Gene Ontology annotation, molecular function: structural constituent of ribosome. Gene Ontology annotation, biological process: translation. The record is from RefSeq and is a predicted model, not a curated record. Lineage: Eukaryota; Metazoa; Mollusca; Gastropoda; Patellidae. The transcript has 10 exons. Gene Ontology annotation, cellular component: ribosome.